Schistocerca piceifrons (Central American locust) is the source of this 5068-nucleotide messenger RNA. It is a transcript of the gene Wdr82, whose product is annotated as WD repeat-containing protein 82. The transcript has a single exon. Gene Ontology annotation, molecular function: protein binding; chromatin binding. NCBI's taxonomy places the organism in Eukaryota, Metazoa, Arthropoda, Insecta, Orthoptera, Acrididae. The coding region runs from base 317 to 1264 and encodes 315 amino acids. The record is from RefSeq and is a predicted model, not a curated record. Gene Ontology annotation, cellular component: Set1C/COMPASS complex.
UUCCACAGUUCGCAGCUAACGAUCGCGGUUAGUGAUACGUCGGAAGUCUGUGAUGGAGGUAGAGUUGUCGCGUUGGUGUUGUGGUUAAGCUUGUCGAAGGUUGCCUUGUUUUGCCGUAAUACACAAAACCCGCGUUUUUGCUAAUUGUUGACAGUAUUAUUUACGUACGACGGUGAAGUGAAGGCAUGUGUUUCGUGAACGUUGAUUCUCUCCGGUCGGCGUUUGUUCUUUGUUAUCCUGUAGUACUGCGGUGAAACUAUCAAGCGUUGUUGGAUUAUACGUGUAUGGUUUAAUAUCCAGCUAAACUUAUAUAAACAUGAAGUUGGUAGACCACGUUGUUCGAAGUUUUAAGGUAGCGAAAGUAUUCAGGGAGAAUACAGAUAAGAUAAAUAGCAUUGACUUUUCGCCGAGUGGAGACACAUUGAUUUCCUGCAGCGAGGAUGAUCAAAUUGUGAUAUAUGAUUGUGAAAAAGGGACACAGAUGAGGACAGUCAACAGCAAGAAAUAUGGAGUUGAUCUCAUACAUUUUACGCAUGCAAAAAACACAGCAAUUCACAGUUCCACAAAAGUGGAUGAUACUAUACGAUAUUUAUCCCUUCACGAUAAUAAGUAUAUUCGCUAUUUCCCAGGACAUACAAAGAAAGUUGUCUCGCUCUGCAUAUCCCCUGUUGAAGACACUUUUCUCUCAGGUUCGCUGGACAAAACAUUGCGGUUGUGGGAUCUGAGGUCACCGAAUUGCCAAGGGCUUAUGCAUCUGUCAGGAAGACCAGUUGCAGCAUACGAUCCUGAAGGACUUAUCUUUGCAGCUGGGGUAAACUCAGAACAUAUUAAACUGUACGAUUUGAGAUCAUUCGAUAAAGGUCCUUUCAUAACGUUUAAAUUAAGCCAAGAAAGGGAGUGUGAUUGGACUGGACUAAAAUUUAGUCGUGAUGGGAAAACUAUUCUGAUAUCUACAAAUGGGUCAAUUAUCCGACUGAUUGAUGCCUUCCAUGGGACACCGCUGCAGACAUUUACUGGCCAUUUAAACAACAAGGGAAUACCCAUAGAAGCAUCUUUCAGCCCAGACUCGCAGUUUGUCUUCAGUGGGUCGACGGAUGGCAGAGUUCAUGUGUGGAACGCAGAUACUGGGUACAAAGUUUGUGUCCUCAAUGCAGAUCAUCCAGCACCUGUCCAGUGCGUGCAGUUCAACCCCAAGUACAUGAUGCUUGCGUCUGCCUGCACAAAUAUGGCAUUUUGGCUUCCAACUGCAGAAGAAAAUGCUUGAAUCUGUUGUGCACAGUGUCAGUCGAAGAUAACGACGUAUGUAGUGGGUGAGAUUUGUUAAGAUUACCCGAAUAUUUUUGAGGAGAAGGCGUUUGUAUGUGGAACCCUAUUUUUGACAGUAAGAUGAUGAUACUUUUUCGUGACAAAGACUUGAAGUGUUUCAUUCCAGGGUAAUUUUGUGUUUGGAUCGAGGAGAAACGUUCCUUGAGAUUGUAAUGUGUAUAGAGUACGAAAUUUUACAUAUUGCUUGAUGUAAUCGGUAAUAGGUUAUGUAAUUUUAAAUUUGGAAAGACUACAAGAAAUCGUUUCAUAUACUUAAUAGAUGGUAAGGUGUACAGGCCAGUAGUUGUGUAUAUGUAGGAGACUGUUUUAAUGACGACACACUACUUGCGUUGAUAAGCAGCACGGUUUAUGGAAUAUCAGUUUCUGUCCUCUGCUCAUGAACAUAGGGAAAGAGUCGUGCUUUUUCGGUUGUAAUAGUAAGUGGAUUACCACAUGUAUGUUGUGCUUCCAUCUUAUUUUGAAAGCUUUGCAUCUUUCAGAGUAGACAGAAAGUUUCCAUAUGAAAGAUGUCAGUAUAAGCUGAUUUCGUAAAUCAGCAUACAGGACAAGACUAUUUGCUGAAGUAAAUGUCCACAAUGUGUUUGUGCCCAGUGCUGGCCGAAGAAGGAGUGUGUUGCUGGAUUAUCUAUUUUGUACAAAUGCCCUCAAGCUGUUUUAAAGAGGAAUGAUACGAUGUGCUGACUGCAAGACAAUGUUGGAGAGGUUUGUGUGUGUGUGUGUGUGUGUGUGUGUGUGUGUGUGUGUGUGUGUGUGUGACAUACAUUCUGCUCAUUUUAAAUGAACAGUGCUUCAUAAUACCACAUACUGUUGAUAUUAUAUGUUCCAUGUUUUGGUGUAGCGCCUCUUAGUAACUGUAACAGUUACCAAAUAAUGGACAUAGCAUUUUUGUAAAUUUUAAUGGACAGUUUUGCAACAGUUGUUAGACUAAGGAAGUUUCAUGUUUGAUGUAUUGCUCUUAGUAAUGCUAACAAAUCAGCAGAUUCUAGAAAUCAGUUAGCAUUUCUGUAGCUUCAAAUGGACACUGUUAUAACUAUUGUUACCACAAAAUGUAGUGAAAUUACAAUACAGCCUAAUGAUCAUUAUAGAUUAUUUAAAAUACACAUUUUCCAUUACUCAAGUAAUAGCUCACAUCAAGCAUUUAGGCCUACCUCCAGGGAAAUAAACACUUCGGUAGUGAGUCUUAUGUGACUUCUUCUUGAUUAAUCUCUGCAUCUCAAGUGGCUGAGGAUACUAGCUACACAGAGCCGUUGAGGCAGAUGAUCAGAGACACGUUAAUUAAAACUUCUGCUUCCAUGUCAACUGUGGUAAAAUGGUCUGUUCUUGAUUUAGAGAGGAGGCUGAAACUCAAGGAGUAAAUCUAAAUUAAAAUGAAUAUUUUUGUAACUGAACUGGUUCUUCCAUUUUUGUUAUAUUGCUGUUGCUUCAGAAAUUACAAAUUUAUUAGAAAAAUCAUACUGUGUUGAGGAAUAACAAAGUUUCUUUUCUUGCAGAUUUGUGUUGUUGAAUGUAGAACUUUCAAUAUUUUGUUGUUCUAUUGUCAAAUGUUUGAGUGCAAUGUGAACAUAUAUUGUUCUACAUGUAUAUAAAGUGUAAAUAUUACUGUCUUGCUGUGGAACUGUUUAUAUGUAAUUGUUAAAAUGAUUUGUGAAGGCUGUGGAGUGUGCACAUUGGAGGAAAAAUACAUAUACAACACAAAUGUGGUUUUCAAACAAUGUGAAAUAACAGAAAUAGAAAAAAAAAAAUCUAUUAGUGUGAAACAACAACGCCACAGUUGCAUAACUAUGUGUAGGUCUGAAUAUAUGGGGAUUCUGUCUCUAAUUUUGAUGACACAGAACAGUACAGGCAUCAUUCUUGUGUACUCUAUGUAGAAGAUAGUACUACAAUUUGAGUGUGUUUUAGAAAAUUGGUUACCUGUGGUUCCUUGGAAAUACCUCUAUAAUUGAUAAGUUCUCAUUACCACAGUGUGAACAUUCAUUGCUUCAAAUUACUUUCUGUUAUCGAGAGUUUCAGGUUUUUAAAUUUUGUAAAGGUUUAAAUAAAGUACGAGGUCUCACCCCCCUCCUCACCUCCACCUCCAACAGGGUUGGUUAGCUGUCUCUGUUUUGUGCCUCUUUCAUUUUUUACUUUUUUUCUCAAUUUCGUGUCAGACUGUUUUGAGCAUGCCAUACAUGAAUUGUAGAUUUAGAUGCCAGUGGAUAGUGUGAAUAUUAAUCUUAAUUAAUGCCUCAGAAUUUUAUUAUCCUCGGAAUUGCAUGUAGGUUUAUAAUUUCACUUCAUCAGACUCAAUGAUGAAGAAAUAUGAAGUCUGCAGGAACAUGUUUUCUAGCACUCAAACGUACUUUUUUCUAUGUUCGUACUUUUCAAAUAGUGUGUACAUCCAUUUUUAUGAGUGAUAUAAAGAAAGCAAGCUUAGAGAGUGGCAUGUAGCUUGUGUCCUCUGUCAUUUGUUUCAGUGGAAAUUGCCUUAAAAGUUUGGAGAACCAAACCAGCUCCACAGUUACAUGCACAGCUUGAGAAAUAAAAUUUUCUCUGUGUCGUUUGCAUAUCGGACAACUUCCGUGGAGCAACAUUUAGGUUUGUUUAGCAUCAAUCCUUGCCAGUAUUAACAGCUGAAUGAACCAAAGAAACAGCUUUUGGGCCUAAUAAGUGUAAAGUAAUUACAGAUCUAAAUCUAAACCCAGUGACAAGGAUAUUUUCUGGCAAUCAUACUAAACUUGAAGAGGAUGAGAAAUGAGAAACUAUUUUUAAAAAAUUCAGUAAUCAAAUCAAUCUCUCUCUCUCUCUCUCUCUCUCUCUCUCUCUCUCUCUCUCUCUCUCUCUGGUGUGUGUGUGUGUGUGUGUGUGUGUGUGUGUGUGUGUGUGUGUGUGUUUUCUGACUGUAUGUUUUCUGACUGUAUGUUUAUUUGACCUUCUAGCUAGAACUGCUAGGUGAUUUUUUGUAAAAAGAUUCUGAAUUGUUUAUUUUCUUUAUCCCUGUUGCUACUGUUUAGUUUUCUGUCAGUAUUGAGAAGAAUUAGUGAAGUAAUUCUUGUUACAGAAGAAAGCACUGUUAUCUUUUACAUAUGUGCAUGAAAAUCUGAGAUUCUUAGCUGUGAUGUGAUAAAAUAUUUGCAUUUAUAGUGUAUUCUAAGUUACGGAAAAUAUGUGUGUUAGUAUUAAUAUUAGUGUAAUUUUAUAGUUGUGUAUUUGUGUAAAACUGCAAAAUGAUCCCUAUGUUCCAUGGCAGUUAUUCAUUCUCGUGAAUAUGACAUUUGAGUAAUGUGGUGCUUACAUCCCAAUAUUUUUGUAUCCACUAUUCUAUAUGUGUGUGUUGUAUAGAUUUGCCACCUUAUAAAUGAUAUAAUUGACAGAAAUGAUCUCAUAAGUGUCAUUUACACAUUGUGGCUUGUAGAUUAUUUUUUCUUGUUUUCCUGUUUUGUCUGCAGUAGCAAGCAUUUUUUCUGUAAUAUAGCCUAGUUUGAGAUGUUAGAUUAGAUAUUUAUUACUAGGAAAUGUUUGUAUUUGAAUGUGUCCACUCAUUCCUAUUUGUUGUUUCUCAUGCUGCUUUACAAAUUUGUGUGUAAGGAUACACAGAAUUACCCUGGUUUAUCAUUGCCUGUAAAGCUUAGUACUCAACUGUACAACAAGAAAUAUAUAGUUUUAGUUUCUCUUGUAGUGUAGCGUAUAGGUAGCAUCAGUGACAUGAUUCAGCAAGACUGCAGAAUUAUUUAAAUAUCUCGGUGGUCCCUAAAUAACAGGUUUU